Molecule: messenger RNA, 1095 nt
Organism: Selaginella moellendorffii
Lineage: Eukaryota; Viridiplantae; Streptophyta; Lycopodiopsida; Selaginellales; Selaginellaceae
Product: formyltetrahydrofolate deformylase 2, mitochondrial
Exons: 8
Coding region: 106-1053 (315 amino acids)
Biological process (GO): 'de novo' IMP biosynthetic process
Molecular function (GO): formyltetrahydrofolate deformylase activity
Source: RefSeq, a predicted model, not a curated record
CCUUAAAAAGCUUGUCACGCGAGCGUCAUGGAAUGCUCGUUGUGCGGAGCUCCGGCUAGGGUUUAUCACGCGCCAAGAGGGAGAAUGCUCCCGGCAUAGUCGAGUAUGGCGAAAUCUCUGCUCGCAUUGGGCUCCAGGCACCAGCGCCGGCUCUAUUCGUCGACUUCGAAGCUCACGCAUCAUGGAAUCCAUGUCUUGCAGUGCCCGGAUCAAGUGGGAAUUGUUGCAAGGAUAUCGGAUUGCAUCUCUGGUCACGGCGCGAAUAUCACAAGCACGGACAUUUUCGUGGACAUGGACUCCCGCGAUGAGCCGGUUUUCAAUUCACGAUGUCAGUUUUCUUUUAAUCCCGUGCAGUGGACGCGGGAGGAAAUGGAGAGCUCGUUCCAAGAGAUUGGGAAGCAAUUCGUAGGGAAAUCAGUCGUCAGUGUUCCUGGGAUGGACAGGGAUAUGAAAGUCGCCGUCUUCGCAUCUUUGCAGGAUCACUGCUUGGUAAAUCUGCUCCAUCGCUGGCAGGAUGGAAUGCUUCCAGUGCAAAUAGAAUGCGUGAUAAGUAACCAUGCUCGAGGGGAAGAUACUCACAUAUGGCGCUUCUUAAAGCGUCACGGCAUUCCAUAUCACUAUCUUCCAACAACGAAGGCGAACAAAAGGGAGGACGAUAUAUUGGAGCUUGUUUCCGGGACAGAUUUCCUGGUUUUGGCUCGAUACAUGCAGAUUCUCUCUGGUGAUUUCAUAGCUCGCUAUGGGAAGGACAUCAUCAACAUCCAUCACGGAUUGCUACCAUCUUUCAAGGGCGCCAAUCCAUACAGACAGGCUUACGAAGCUGGAGUGAAGCUGAUCGGUGCCACAACGCACUUUGUGUGCGAGGAACUGGACGCUGGACCCAUAAUCGAGCAGAUGGUGGAGCGCGUCUCACACCGUGACACACUGGAAAGCUUCGCCAUGAAAUCCGAGAGCCUCGAGAGACAGUGCCUGGAUCGAGCGAUCAAGUACUACUGCGAGCAGCGCAUCUUGCGAUACGGUCGAGACAAAACAAAGACGAUUGUCUUUGCGUGAUAGAAGAAAACGAUAAUAAAGACGCCAAAAUGGCUUCUUGUA